Messenger RNA from Pogona vitticeps (central bearded dragon), 4041 nucleotides. NCBI's taxonomy places the organism in Eukaryota, Metazoa, Chordata, Lepidosauria, Squamata, Agamidae. The record is from RefSeq and is a predicted model, not a curated record.
UUCCCGCCGCCGGGAAGCCGCGAGAGGCUCCUCAGAGGAGGGCUCUCGUUCGCAGCCUUGCUGGCGUCUUCUUGACCUCUAGCGGCGUGCCCCUGAGGCGGCUCCCAGUGAGAGGCCAGCUGGCUGUGGGGCUUGUUUGUCUUUUGCCGCCGAGAAGCUCCCUUUUUUUUUUGUUCUCCCUCAUCCCCUGUUUCGUACAGGGCUCUUCAGCGCACCGGAUCCCAUGUUGCGUUUUGCAGGGUGUUGUGGUAUUUUGCCGCCUGUUUUGCCCUGACGCCGAGCGAAGAGGGAUUUGCGAGGAGAAAUCCGGUAGAGCCGCUCCUCAGCAGCCAUGGGACUGCAGCCGUUGGAGUUCAGCGAUUGCUACCUGGACAGCCCUUGGUUCCGCGAGAAGAUCCGAUCCCACGAAGCGGAGCUUGAGAAAACCAACAAGUUCAUUAAAGACCUCCUCAAGGAUAGCAAGAACCUGAUCGCCGCCACCAAGAAUCUUUCAGCUGCCCAAAGAAAGUUUGCUCGAUCGCUGAGAGAAUUUAGAUUUGAAUGUAUUGGAGAUGCUGAAACAGAUGAUGAACGGUGUAUAGAUGCAGCCCUCCACGAAUUCUCUAACUUUUUGAAAAAUUUAGAAGAACAAAGAGAAAUAAUGGCCCUUAGUGUUACAGAAACUCUGAUCAAGCCUCUUGAAAGGUUCAGAAAAGAACAGCUUGGAGCUGUGAAGGAUGAAAAGAAGAAAUUUGAUAAAGAGACAGAAAAGAACUACAGUUUACUAGAUAAGCAUUUAAAUAUGUCUGCUAAGAAGAAAGAAGCCCAACUACUGGAGGCAGACGUGCUAGUGGAACAAAAUCGAAAACAUUUCUAUGAACUGUCACUUGAAUAUGUGUGUAAGCUACAGGAGAUACAAGAGCGAAAGAAGUUUGAGUUUGUAGAACCUGUCCUGUCAUUUUUCCAGGGUAUGUUCACUUUCUACCAUCAAGGCUAUGAACUUGCUAAAGAUUUUAACCAUUACAAAAUGGCUCUGCAGAUCAAUAUCCAGAAUACAAGAAAUCGCUUUGAAGGAACAAGGUCAGAAGUAGAAGAGCUUAUGAACAAAAUCAAGCAAAAUCCCCAGGAACAUAAAAGAGCUAAUCUCUUUACAUUGGAAGGUUAUCUUUAUGUGCAGGAGAAAAGACCUGCACCAUUUGGCUCCAGUUGGGUAAAACAUUACUGCAUGUACAAGAAGGAGACAAAGAAAUUUACUAUGAUACCAUUUGAACACAGGUCAGGAGGAAAACUUGGUGAAUUGGAAGUUUUUCUCCUUAAACACUGUAUCAAAAGAAAUACGGAUACUAUAGACAGGCGUUUCUGUUUUGAUAUGGAAGUAGUAGACAGACCUGGGAUGCCUAUGACUUUGCAAGCUUUCUCAGAGGAGGACAGAAAUAUGUGGUUCGAAGCCUUAGAUGGAAAAGAAGCUGUUUUUCUCAAUCUGAAUAAAGCUAUUACAAAAAGGGAAGUAAGUGCACAGUUAGAUAAGAUUGGGUUUACAGUAAUCAGAAAAUGCAUCAGUGCUGUUGAAACAAGAGGUAUAAAUGACCAAGGACUUUACAGAGUUGUCGGGGUGAGUUCAAAGGUCCAGCGACUUCUGAAUUUGUUGAUGGAUGGAAAAACAUGUGAUGAAGUUGAACUGGAAAAUUCCACAGAAUGGGAAGUGAAGACAAUAACAAGUGCACUGAAGCAAUAUUUAAGAAGCCUUCCAGAGCCCUUAAUGACCUAUGAAUUGCACAAAGAGUUCAUCAUUCCUGCCAAAAGUGGCAGCCCUGAGUCUCGUAUUAAUGCUAUUCACUUCUUGGUUCAUAAACUUCCAGAGAAGAAUAAAGAAAUGUUGGAUAUUUUGGUGAAACAUUUAGCAAAAAGUGUUUCAACCAAUGCCAAGAAGAAUCUCAUGACUGUAGCAAAUUUAGGAGUAGUAUUUGGACCAACAUUAAUGAGGCCACAAGAAGAAACUGUGGCUGCCCUCAUGGACCUGAAGUUUCAAAAUAUUGUGGUGGAGAUCUUAAUAGAAAAUCAUGAUAAGAUUUUCCAAACCGUGCCUGAUGCCACUUUCCCUCAGCCAAUUUCUGCCUCAGUGUCUCCUCCAAAUGCUCCACCACGACAAUCAAGAAGACAAGGGCAACGUAAUAAGAGGCCUCUUGCUGUAUAUAAUCUCUGUCUUGAGCUGGAUGACAAUGAUAGUCUUAACCCUCCAAAAGAAUGCACACUCACAGGUAGCAUGGAUUCUUUAUCAUCUCAGUCUCCCACAAUGGCUGGUCCCAGCAGUCCUCCAGAUGCACAAAAAAACCAUCUUAUAAGUGAUGGUGGUGACACAGUAGAUUGGGCAACAAAUCCAUCCAGCGAGAUCCAGUCAUCUGUGGUUUCUUGGAUGAAUGUGCAGUCAAGUGUAGCAUCUACCUCAGUUGCACCACCAGCAGCAUCUUUCUCCUUUUCAUCCCCUAGCAUAGAGACUGACAGGCCUUCUGGAAGUGUUGUUAGCAGAAAAGCAAGAGCAGUGUAUCCAUGUGAGGCAGAGCAUAGCUCUGAAUUAUCUUCUAAGACCGGGGCAGUUUUUGAAGAUGUGCAGUUUUCACGAGAACCUGGAUGGCUAGAAGGAACUCUAAAUGGCCAAAGAGGACUCAUUCCCCAAAACUAUGUCCAGUUUCUUUAAUUCUUUCCAUUGAGUGCCUGGAAGGUGUACAUGGUAUCCAUGGAGAUAUAUAGAUAUAUAUAUUUGAUACAGUUGCCUCUCUUGGCUUCAGAUACGUUCAGCUGGUGAAGAAAUUGGUGAAGAACAUGACAAUGAAUUGAAAAUCUACAUUUCUGCAAGGAUUUAAUGUUUUGCCAAAACAGGAAUUAUACAGUUAGGAUUUGUGUUACUUUAUAUUGAGGAAAGUGGUUUAAUUUUAUAAAAAGUACUUCUUAAGUGUAAAAAAUAUAUGUAUAUAGCUAUAUUGUGUGUGUUUGUAACCUAACCUGCAAGUUAAAUUGAAGACUUGAUUGAUUUCAGAACCAACUUCCAGUUAAAAAAACAUUGGAAAAAGCAUUUAGUCUCUUUUUCUCCCUGCACUCCCCACCCCAAUAUCUGAGAAGGUUAGAACUUUAUAAUUUUAAAUCCACUAAUUCAGAUUGUUGGAAAAAUAAUUUAUACUGACAAUUAAUUCACAUUUUAAACUGCCAUCUUUGUGGUUAUUACAACAAAGAUACUCUGGUGUUAAAGAUCCAUUAAUUUCCCUUAUUUUUAAAGGGAGGUAUUAAGCAUCAUCAGUUGAAACCCAUAGGAAGAAAGAAUGGAAUACAUCUUUCAAAUGUCCAUAGUGGACAUAUGAAUUAGGACAAAUACUAUGGUUUCACUUAGGAUAAAUUUUAAAAGUAAAGGUCCAUAAGCUAUCCUUUGGGUUCCUAGAAUUUCUGCUUUUAGCUGAACAGAAACAGAACUGAAAUAAAACUAUUUUUCUAUUCAUUUGAUGUUAUGCACUGUGGAAAAGCAUGUUUAAUAUUUCUGGCAAUCUGUGGAGAUUCACUUUUAUUUAGGCCCAAACUAGAUAUGACAUGCACUUGCUUAUAUUUUCUCCCAGUGUUUUUAUUUUUUUCAUUCAAGAGACUCAAGAGUCUUAAGGUCAACAUGAAAGAACUCUUAAACUCUUUCUCACACAGCAAAUGUUCUGCUUAAAAUCUUCCCUACCCGUUUUUCCACCCAUACAGGGAAAGGAGGGUACAUAGCCAGAAGGGAAAUGUUUAAAACAGCUUAUAGCCAAUAAAUAACUGUUUUUAAGUUUAAAGAAAAAGUUGGAAAGAUAAACUUGAGGGCAUGUCAUUUUGAGUUUGGACAUUAGUUAUUACAAAAAUGUUUUAUACAAUAAGGGAUAAAUUAAGUUCUGAUUCUUUCCAACAGCCAGAAGAAUGGAAGGCUGUCAAAUACUUGUUUAAAAUUUUCUGGAAAAGAAAAAAAAGCUCUAGCAUAUUUUUCAUUUUGAUGUAUGUUGUUGUAUAUAUUACCUAUUUGCUAUGUUGAGUCCUUUAAAUACAACUUUUUAA